GGAAGUUGUUACAACGGUGACCCGAGAGGACGGAAGUUGCUAACCGUGUGUUGGACUCGAUUUGCCCCAGUAAAGCCUGCCUUUUGUUGUGAUUUCCUGGCUAAUACGAACCAUUUUGGCGACGAUUAUCAACAAUGAUUAUCCCGGUGAGGUGCUUCACUUGUGGGAAGAUUGUGGGCAACAAAUGGGAAGCCUACCUCGGCUUACUUCAAGCAGAAUACACAGAGGGUGAUGCACUUGAUGCCCUGGGCCUGAAGCGGUACUGCUGUCGAAGGAUGCUGCUGUCUCACGUGGAUCUUAUUGAGAAACUGCUGAAUUAUGCUCCGCUGGAGAAAUAAAUCCAAGUACUUUAUGGACUUUGGAAGGUCAGGAUUUGGAGCGUCAACCCAGGACAAGACUGUUCAGUUACCCAUUUUUUUCUAAAUAAAAUUGUUGAAAAAUGUU
Molecule: messenger RNA, 444 nt
Organism: Fundulus heteroclitus (mummichog)
Lineage: Eukaryota; Metazoa; Chordata; Actinopteri; Cyprinodontiformes; Fundulidae
Gene: polr2l
Product: RNA polymerase II, I and III subunit L
Exons: 3
Coding region: 135-338 (67 amino acids)
Biological process (GO): transcription by RNA polymerase II; tRNA transcription by RNA polymerase III; transcription by RNA polymerase I
Cellular component (GO): RNA polymerase III complex; RNA polymerase II, core complex; RNA polymerase I complex
Molecular function (GO): DNA-directed RNA polymerase activity; DNA binding; zinc ion binding
Source: RefSeq, a predicted model, not a curated record